Molecule: messenger RNA, 4889 nt
Organism: Pseudopodoces humilis (Tibetan ground-tit)
Lineage: Eukaryota; Metazoa; Chordata; Aves; Passeriformes; Paridae
Source: RefSeq, a predicted model, not a curated record
CUUUUUCCUAGGAGCCAUCAUUUGAGAUGCUUCCGUUGACUGGGAAAACAAUAAUAUUUGAUAGCUUUCCUGAUCCUUCAGAUACCUGGGAAAUAAUUGAGACUAUUGGCAAAGGAACUUAUGGAAAAGUUUUCAAGGUGUUAAAUAAGAAAAAUGGCAGCAAAGCAGCAGUCAAAAUUUUGGAUCCUGUUCAUGACAUUGAUGAAGAAAUUGAAGCUGAGUACAACAUUUUGAAAGCUCUCUCUGAUCAUCCCAAUGUAGUCAAAUUUUACGGCAUGUACUAUAAGAAGGAUGUGAAAAAUGGAGACCAGCUUUGGCUAGUUCUUGAGCUGUGCAAUGGUGGAUCUGUGACAGAUCUUGUGAAAGGAUUUCUGAAGAGAGGUGAAAGGAUGAAUGAACUUAUAAUUGCUUACAUUUUACGUGAAGCUCUGAUGGGACUUCAGCACUUGCAUGAAAACAAAACUAUCCACCGUGAUAUUAAGGGAAAUAAUAUCCUUUUGACCACUGAAGGAGGAGUCAAGCUUGUGGAUUUCGGUGUGUCUGCUCAGCUGACCAGCACUCGUCUCCGUCGGAAUACGUCUGUGGGCACCCCGUUCUGGAUGGCUCCAGAGGUGAUUGCCUGUGAGCAGCAGCUAGAUAGCUCCUAUGAUGCUAGAUGUGAUGCAUGGUCACUGGGUAUUACUGCAAUAGAGUUGGGAGAUGGAGAUCCACCCCUUGCUGAUUUGCACCCCAUGAGAGCUCUCUUCAAAAUACCAAGGAAUCCUCCUCCAACACUACAGCAGCCUGAGCUGUGGUCACCUGAAUUCAAUGACUUCAUUAACAAGUGCUUGACUAAAGAUUAUGAGAAGCGUCCGACAGUAUCUACUCUUUUGCAGCAUGAUUUUAUUAAGCAAAUUGAAGGAAAAGAAAACGUGCUACAAAGGCAACUCAUGGAAUUUAUUGAUGUUCAUCAACAAAUGGGAGUCACUGAAAAGGCAAGAUUUGAACGUAUUCACACAAAGAAAGGGAACUACAGUAAGUCACUAGUUUCAAACCAAGAAGAGGUAGAUGAUUUAGCAACCUUGGAGGUACUGGAUGAGAAUACAGUAACAGAACAGUUGCAGAAGGGUUAUGCCAAGGACCAGAUCUACACUUAUGUUGGGGAUAUUCUCAUCGCUGUCAAUCCAUUUCGGAACAUAGAUAUUUAUUCUUCACAGCAUUCCAAACUGUAUAUUGGAGCCAAGCGGACUGCCAACCCUCCUCACAUUUUCGCUGUUGCUGACAUAGGCUACCAGUCCAUGGUGACAUACAACUCUGAUCAGUGUAUUGUUAUUUCUGGAGAAAGUGGAGCUGGCAAGACGCAAAGUGCCCAUCUGCUGGUUCAGCAGCUCACUGUCCUGGGCAAGGCUAAUAACAGGACUCUGCAGGAGAAGAUUCUCCAGGUGAACAACCUUGUAGAAGCAUUUGGGAAUGCAGGCACCAUUAUCAAUGAUAACUCAAGCAGAUUUGGAAAAUAUUUGGAAAUGAAAUUCACUUGUGGUGGCACUGUAGUAGGAGCUCAGAUUUCAGAGUACCUCCUUGAAAAAUCCAGAGUUGUCCACCAGGCAGUAGGAGAGAAAAAUUUCCAUAUUUUUUAUUAUAUUUAUGCUGGUCUUGCUGAAAAGAAAAAACUGGCACAUUAUAAACUGCCAGAAUAUAGACCUCCCAGAUAUCUGCAAAAUGAUCAUUUCAGAAUAGUGCAAGAUUUCAUGAACAAUAGCUUUUAUAAGUCUCAGUUUGAAUUAAUAGAACAGUGCUUCAAAGUCAUAGGUUUUACACUGGAGGAACUUGGAAGUGUGUACAGUGUCCUGGCUGCCAUUUUAAAUGUGGGUAACAUUGAAUUUUCUGCAGUAGUAUCUGAACAUAUGAUUGACAAGAGCAACAUUUCCAAUCCAGUAGCCCUUGAGAACUGCGCAUCCCUGCUGUGUAUUCAGGCAGAUGAAUUGCAAGAGGCCCUCACCUCUCACUGUGUAGUGACUCGAGGAGAAACAAUUAUUCGUCCCAACACUGUGGAAAAAGCCACUGAUGUCAGAGAUGCCAUGGCCAAAGCACUGUAUGGGCGCCUCUUCAGCUGGAUAGUCAAUCGCAUCAACACUUUACUCAAACCUGACAAGCAUUUAAGUGAAAAUGAUGAUGGCUUGAAUAUUGGAAUUCUUGACAUCUUUGGCUUUGAGAAUUUCAAAAAAAAUUCUUUUGAACAGCUGUGUAUCAACAUUGCCAAUGAACAAAUUCAAUUCUACUUCAAUCAACAUGUCUUUGCCUGGGAACAGAAUGAAUACCUUUAUGAAGGUGUUGAUGCAAGAGUUAUAGAAUAUGAGGACAACAGGCCCCUCCUAGAUAUGUUCCUGCAGAAACCAAUGGGUUUAUUGUCUUUGCUGGAUGAGGAAAGUCGAUUCCCACAAGCAACGGAUCAGACACUUGUGGAAAAAUUUGAAGAUAAUUUGAAAUCAAAAUAUUUUUGGAGACCCAAAAGAGUAGAUCUAACCUUUGGAAUUUAUCAUUAUGCAGGAAAGGUUCUGUAUAAUGCAAGUGGAUUCCUAGCCAAAAAUAGAGAUACUCUGCCAGCUGAUAUUGUGUUGCUACUGCGAUCAUCUGAAAACAACCUGACGCGACAGCUGGUAACUCACCCUCUCACAAAAACAGGUAAUCUGGCACACACCAAAAGCAAAACCACAAUCAGUUAUCAAAUGUGGACCUCCCAAAAGUCAAUCAGUCAUACAAAGAAUGAAGCAGGAGAUACUGGACAUCAUCCAAGAGAAACAACCAGCAUGAAAACACAGACAGUUGCUUCUUAUUUUAGAUAUUCUCUGAUGGAUUUGUUAUCCAAAAUGGUCGUUGGCCAGCCUCAUUUUGUCAGGUGCAUCAAGCCAAACAAUGACCGGCAGGCAAACAAGUUCGACAAGGAAAAAGUGUUGGUUCAGCUGCGUUACACGGGAAUUCUGGAGACAGCACGGAUUCGAAGACAGGGUUAUUCACAUCGUAUACUCUUUGCUAACUUCAUAAAACGGUAUUACCUCAUCUGUUACAAAACAAAUGAUGAUCCUCCAGUCAGCCCAGAGACCUGUGCUGCUAUCUUGGAAAAAGCCCACCUUGACAACUGGGUUCUUGGAAAAACUAAAGUAUUCCUCAAAUACUAUCAUGUGGAGCAGCUGAAUUUAAUGCGGAAGGAGACAGUUGACAUGAUUAUUUUGAUUCAAGCUUAUGUCAGAGGGUGGCUGGGUUCGAGGAGGUACAAAAAGAUAAAGGAACAAAGGGAACAAAGUGCUAUUAAAAUACAGUCAGUUGCCAGAGGAUACUUACUCAGGAAGAAGAGAAAAGAACUAACUGAAACAAGAAACAAAGCAGCAAUAACAAUUCAGUCUCACUACAGGGGAUAUAAGGAGAGGAAGGUCUUCAAAAGCAGGAGGGAAUCACUUAGAAAGCAAGAAAUUGAAAAUGCAGCAUCCAUUAGCAAGAAGGAAAAUGAUGAAGAACUUCAAGAUCCUGAGGAAAGUCCAACUGAAGUGGAGAGUGCCCUCCCUAGAACAGAAGAAGAAGCAGCUGCCAUAGCAGAGGACGAAUUAUCUGCUGUGGAAUUCCUUGAAGCACAACUGCAGCCAGCUCAAAAUGAUACACUGGAAGAAGUGGCAAGCGAGGAGACUCAAGAUGAACAUGAUGCUGUCACUGACACCAAGUGCUGUAGGUGCAGUGACACUGGGAAUGUAGAGGAGCAACAGCAAACAUCUACUGAAGGAGAGGCAGCUUCUGUGAAGCAGAACCUGGCAGGAGAAGAGGUUAGUGAAGGUGAAGAACAGGACUCUCUAGAAGAGUUACCCAGCAAAUCUUUUGUCAAAACCUCAGCUGAACCUAGACUCCAGCAAGAGCAAGAUAAUCAAGACACACUUGGUGCAGACUGGCAAAAUCAAGAAUCUGCUGUGGUCCAGCCCAGGACUGACAGGGAUGUGGAAAGAAAUCACCUAAAGUGUGAAGCAGCGAUGCCUACAGGAGGUAAAGGAAUCACAAGAAAAGAGUCACUAAGAAGAGGCUCAUGGAAGCAAGCUGAGGCAGAAAAACAAGGUUCAGAAGACAAAGAGAAGGCAGCUGUGGUAAUUCAGAGCAAUUACCGAGGUUACAGAAGGAGGGGACAGCUCAGAAAAGAAGGGAAACUACCUUGCAAAAGUCAAGAGAAAACAGCAAAGGAGCUAACAGAAACAAUACACAUUCAAAAUAAGAAUCCCCAAACAACAAAAGGUAGGGAAAGCACCAGCACAGAGGCUGAAGACUCUAAUACACUGAAGGGAGAUUCAGAGAAAGAGGCCUGUGAUUUGGCAGCCUUUUCACGACAGAUAUCAAAAUUAUCUGAAGAUUACUUAGCAUUGCAGCAAAAACUGAAUGAAAUGAUAUUGUCCCAUCAGCUGAGACCCGUGAUGAUGUCCAAAGAUAAGCAAGCUAACGGCCGGCUUUCUUCUCAUGUUUGUCAGUCAGUUGUGGCCAAAGUAGAAGACUCUCGCCCAAUGCAGAGACCCCCCAGAAGGCCACGGAAGCCCAAGACAUUAAAUAAUCCAGAAGACUCCACCUACUACACUCUAAUACAUAAAUCAAUACAAGAUGAAAAACGGAAACCAAGAAAAGAAAGUCUGAGCAAAGUGCUAGACUUAGAUAUCUACUACCAAGAAAUUUCAUCUACUGACUCCACCUCCAAGGACAGCAGUACUACCACAAGAAGGAAGAGAUACCCAAUUGAGCGCAGGACUUCCAUUUUACGAGCUACUGAGCGAUCGAGGGUUGCAGAAAGACCCCUGGAAGAGAGCAAAGCUGAAGAUAAUCCCUAUGACUACAGACGACUGCUGCGGAAGACCUCACAGCGCCGGCGCCUUAUCCAGCAGUUCUAG